CAGGACUCCUACCUGCAGGGCUUGGCGAGGAAGGUCUGCGCGCAGCACGCCCCGGAGUCGCGGAAGAGGAAAUUCGUGUCUAAGCCAGGCCAGCCUGAGGAUGCUGGUGGGCAGCUCAAGAAAAAGAAGAGAAAGAAACUCAAGAAGCAACAUGAGAAGAAAAAUGCUCCUUCAGCCAAACAGGUGGCCUCAGAUGCCAAGAAACCCACUCCAGGACAGAAAGCAGCCCCUCAAGCCAGCAAGCCAUCUCCAGAGGGUGUUACACAGAGCAGAAGGGACAGCCUCAUGACAGGGAGCAAAAGUGAACUGGAUUCCACUUCUUUUUCUGCAAUGAAUCUCUUGCGCCAGAGACUACAUGAAAAGAUUAAAAAAGCUUCUGGACAAGGUGAUGUCAAAGAAUUGCCCCCUGCAGUCCUGGAGAAGAGGCAGCGCAGGAAGUAUGAGAGGGAGAGAAAGAAGCGACGGAGGAAAGAAUUGAAGAUGAAGGCAAAAAUGGAGAAGAAAGAAACCGAGGAGGUACCGGUAGAGCCAGAAAGCAAAAAGGAGGAGAGCACAGCUGAGGUUGUCUUUAACAGGGUCGAAGUCCACGGAGAGAACGAGUUGAACAAGAUCCAGAAGAAGAAAGAGAAGAGGAAAGCCGUGAAAGGCAACAUCACUCCUCUGACGGGCAAGAACUACAAGCAGCUGCUGAGCAGGCUGGAGACCAGGAAGAACAAGCUGGAGGAACUGAAGGAUAAGGACCAGAAGAAAGCUCAGGAGCUGGAGAACAAGAUGAAGUGGACAAACGCUCUCUACAAGGCAGAAGGCGUGAAGAUCCGUGACAACGAGGAGCGCCUGAAGGAGGCCCUGAAGCGGAAGGAGAAGCUCAAAGCCCAGCGCCAAAGGCAGUGGGAGAGUCGGACGGUCAGAGUGGUGGAGAAGAUGCAGCAGCGGCAGGAAAAGCGUCGCAAGAACAUCCAGAAGAAGAAGAAGGACAGGAUAGAGAAGAAGAAAGCCAGGGCCAGGAAGAAGGGCAGGGUUCUGCCAGAGGACUUGAAAAAAGCUGGUUUAAUGUGAGGGGGGGUGGAGGGGAAGUGUCAGGGCUGGGGUCGCUGCUGU
Molecule: messenger RNA, 1098 nt
Organism: Merops nubicus (carmine bee-eater)
Lineage: Eukaryota; Metazoa; Chordata; Aves; Coraciiformes; Meropidae
Gene: SURF6
Product: surfeit 6
Exons: 4
Biological process (GO): ribosomal large subunit biogenesis; ribosomal small subunit biogenesis
Cellular component (GO): nucleolus
Molecular function (GO): RNA binding; DNA binding
Source: RefSeq, a predicted model, not a curated record